AGUAUCCUCCCAAAACAUGCUGGACUUUUUACUGCGAGAUUUCCUCGCAAACGAAAAGGUGGUGAUGUCGUCGGUUGAGCCCCUCGUGAAGGUGGCUAUCGACGAGAGAUCCAGGCCCAAAUCAUUCAGUCCGGCGGGCUUCCAGAAUCCGGCAUUCCUCGACGACGACCAAUUCUCAGUUGUGCGUGUGUCAGAUACCGUCCAAGAGCUGGUCGUCAGCAGCAAUGCGGAUUCCGACCGGAGCGACGUUGGACGUUUCCAAGAUAUUCUAGCGAAGCAUACUUCUAGUUCGGAAGACGGUCAUGUUCGAUCGGAGUCAUCUCGCCCGGACAAGGAAACAAGAUCUCCUGCACCGUGUAUUGGAAGCGAAGAUGUGCCUCGCAAUCUCUGUGUUGAACAGCUUCAGAAUCACGCAAAUGUUAGUCGACCGUCUUCCCUUACUACACGCCAGCAACUGGACCCCUUCUUGUCUGACUCGGAGCGGAAUUCAUCGUUCGUGUCCGAACGCAUCCAACACCUCGUGCGCGCUUUUUCCAACCGCUCGCAGAAAGUGAAAGAAAGAAUUGCUGAAGCACCAACGCCGAGUCCAUCUCCUCCGCCAGAGAAACGAGACGAGUACGAGAGUCGCCUUCGCCUCGACUCCUUCAGCCUAAUUGAGGAUGGUCCCCUCGGUGGCAGCGAAGAAGCACAGACUGCGUACCUCAACUUUUUCUGCUGCAGGAUCAAGAAAUCUUUGCACUUCCCGAAGACGUUAGAUCCGCAGAGCAAAUUAUACAUCUCUUGGCUCUUCAUGGUGACGUUGUGUUACCUAUACAACUGCUGGGCGAUAUUCCUUCGUGCUGUUUUCUACGAGCCUCAUCACAACACCGUAGGGUACCUGGUAGUCGAUUACGUCUCCGAUGCAGUCUAUUUACUCGAUGUACUCGUCUUCAAAACUAGAAUCAAAUUCCACUCUGGAGGAAUGUGGGUGGAAGACCCAAAGCUAACGAGAAAGAAUUAUAUUCGUAAGCUCAUCUUCAAGGUGGACGUCGCAUCCCUCACGCCCCUUGACCUUUUAUAUUUCGUAUAUGGCGUGAAUCCACUUCUACGGCUGCCUCGGAUGCUCAAAGUUCAGACGUUUUGGGAGUUUUUUAACCGCAUCGACGCUCUAGCCAAGUCUCCCUACAUUAUCCGAGUUCUUCGCACGCUUCUGUACAUGAUCUAUCUCAUACAUCUGAAUGCGUGCGCUUACUAUGCCAUCUCCAAGUACGAAGGCAUUGGCUCCAACCCUUUUGUCUUCCAAGGAGGAAAUAAGACCGCGUACGUGCGUUGUUUCUACUUUGCAUUUAAGACGGCUACAUCCAUUGGCAAGAACGCCAAACCGAGCAACGAAGGAGAAUAUUUGUAUAUGACAUUAAGCUGGCUAUUGGGAGUGUUCCUGUUCGCCUUUCUCAUCGGACAGAUUCGUGACAUUUUCGCUACGGCCACUCAAGGUCGCACCCAGUUCAGGCACACGGUCGACGCCUGCGUGCAGCAACUGAGGCGCCUCAACCUUCCUGAAGACCUUCAGAGAAGAGUGAGGCUGUGGUUGAACCACACAUGGGAACAGAAGAAAACGUUGGACGAGAGCUCCAUCCUCGACACACUGCCUAGGAAAAUGAAGACGGAUAUUGCCAUCAGUGUUCACUAUAACACCCUGGCCAAGGUUCAAUUUUUUCAGGACUGUGAGAGAUCGAUGCUGCGAGAUCUUGUGCUCAAGUUGAAAUCUAUUCUGUUCCUCCCAGGAGACUACAUAUGCAGAAAGGGCGAGAUUGGAACAGAAAUGUACAUUGUCAACAAGGGCCUUAUAAACGUUAUGGGUGGAGAGAACAAUGGCGUUGUGUUGGCAACACUGAAAGAAGGUAGUGUCUUCGGUGAAGUCAGUCUUUUAGGUUUACCAGGGUAUAAUCGAAGGACAGCAGAUGUGCUCUCCGUUGGAUUCUCUAAUCUCUUUGUGUUGAGCAAGGACGACCUGAAUGAUGUCCUGCGCUAUUAUCCUGACGUCGAAGCCAUGUUGCGGAAGAAAGCAAAAAAUCAGAUGAAACGAAACCAAGCAUCUAACGAAAGGAGGAUCGAAGAAAACAGCAAGUUACACGUAGAGCCCAUCAUACGAACGCCGUUACCUCGGCCUAAAACUCCUAAGCUGGUACAGACGGUUAUCCAGGUGCUGAGACCAGAGUCAAAGAACGCUCUGCGACUAGCCGGCAAAAAUCAUAUGUAUCGAAGUGAAAGCAGAUGCCAGACAUCGAGUGAAGAAAGAGCUACCUUGCCCUCUCCCGACCGGCUCAGCAAACCAACGUCUGUUACAAUUGAAGACGAGUCAGGCACAUCCAGGGAAUUCCAGACGUACCAUGAUAUCACUCAGAAUGCCCUAACACUGCGUGCUUGUUCAGCCCUUUACAAGAGAAACCACGUGGUGCAGCCCCCACGGUGCAAGAGUUCUCCCGGGGACUACAGGACGCAAGCCCUGCACAAGGAGACCCACGGGCCCGGCACUUCCGCCAUGCUUCGACGGAAAAUUGGUUCACCCCUUCGUAGUUUGACUGAAUACCUCCAAAGGCAAAGAAGGAAAUCGAGAAAACGGCGACCGUCAGGACGAAGUAAAGUCGUGCCCAUGGAGGUCGACCUCAACCUGAAAAAAUCGACCGAAUCUUCUAAGCAGACUGUGAAACCACCGCUAUCCACGGCGGAACACGUCGAGAGCGACCAACGGUCUGAGUCGACGGUUAGCCUCGGAUCAUUAUUCGCGUCCAGGGAGUCGUCUGAUCCAAAAGAAGACGUGAGAAAUUAUGCUGCUGACUCUGAAGACGAAACAGAUAGAGAGGACUUUGAUUUUGUGUCGCCUGUGUUUCUUUCCAGUUCAUCACUGAGCUGGAACUUUGACGACCUUCCUAGGUAAUCGAUAGUCUAGUGCACCAGAGUGCAUGCAGAACGUUUCCCAGGAGAACACGAUGCAGAUAUGACUACACUUGCAUACAGCAAACACUCGAAACGUGUGGACUAUGUGAAACCUGAAUCAAGUUCCCAGACGUGUGUUUGAGGAUGGCAUUAAAGAGACACCAUUUAAAAUUA
Molecule: messenger RNA, 3090 nt
Organism: Ornithodoros turicata
Lineage: Eukaryota; Metazoa; Arthropoda; Arachnida; Ixodida; Argasidae
Gene: CngB
Product: cyclic nucleotide-gated cation channel beta-3-like
Exons: 19
Coding region: 17-2917 (966 amino acids)
Biological process (GO): monoatomic cation transmembrane transport
Cellular component (GO): intracellular cyclic nucleotide activated cation channel complex; plasma membrane
Molecular function (GO): cGMP binding; intracellularly cGMP-activated cation channel activity; intracellularly cAMP-activated cation channel activity
Source: RefSeq, a predicted model, not a curated record